Molecule: messenger RNA, 4002 nt
Organism: Cyprinodon variegatus (sheepshead minnow)
Lineage: Eukaryota; Metazoa; Chordata; Actinopteri; Cyprinodontiformes; Cyprinodontidae
Gene: klhl15
Product: kelch like family member 15
Exons: 9
Coding region: 163-2196 (677 amino acids)
Biological process (GO): nuclear protein quality control by the ubiquitin-proteasome system; protein ubiquitination
Cellular component (GO): nucleus; Cul3-RING ubiquitin ligase complex
Molecular function (GO): protein binding
Source: RefSeq, a predicted model, not a curated record
GAAGAUGGAGUCCGUAAAUCCUGUGGGCUGCUGUGCUCCUGUAGCCGUCUAAUUCGGAGCCUUGUAGAGGGUCCCUUCGCCCGUCACAUGGACCACCGUGGGAACCAGGCAGUCCCCCGCUGCCCUCCUCUCUCCUGAUCCCGGAGCCGAACCCCUUACUUCAUGUCCGACGGAGCCAGAGCUGCCUGGUCCAAGAGGGGUUGUGGGGAUUCGCACCGCCGAGAGCCGGGGAAACAUAAACACAGGAAAUGCGAGCGGCCCCUUAGCGCUCAGCCGUCACAGCCUGUGAUCGUUCGCCCAGGCUCUAAAAGGUGUGUUAUGUCGGGGGGAGAUGUGGAGGUGUACCUGUCCCAGGUGCAUGAUGGGAGCGUGUCGUCGGGUUUCCGUGCACUUUACGAAGAGCGCCUGCUGCUGGAUGUCACGCUGCUCAUAGAGGAGCACCACUUCCAGGCCCACAAGGCGCUGCUGGCCACGCAGAGCGACUAUUUCCGGGUCAUGUUCACGGCCGACAUGAGGGAGCGGGACCAGGAUAAGAUCCACAUGAAAGGGCUGACAGCCGCCGGCUUCGGCCACAUUCUCCGAUUCAUGUACUACGGCUCUCUGGAGCUCAGCAUGCCCACCGUCCAGGAGAUCUUGCAGGCGGCCAUGUACGUCCAGCUGACGGAGGCGGUGGAGUUCUGCUGCUCCUUCCUGCUGGCUAAGAUCUGUCUGGAGAACUGUGCUGAGGUCAUGCGCCUCCUGGAGGACUUUAGCGUCGGCGUGGAGGGCGUCCAGGAGCAGCUCGACAACUUCCUCCUUGACAACUUUGUCCCUCUCAUGAGCCGAUCCGACUUCCUGUCCUACCUCAGUCUGGAGAGACUCCAGGCCUACCUGAACAGCGACGCUCUGAGCCGCUACCCAGAAAUCGAGCUGUACGAGGCGGUCCAGGGGUGGCUGAGACACGACCGGCGGCGCUGGAGGCACACGGACACCAUUGUGCAGUCCAUCCGCUUCUGUCUCAUGACGCCUGCGGACAUCUUUGAGAAGGUGAAAACAUCAGAGUUCUACCGGUAUUCCAGGCAGCUGCGGCAGGAAGUGGAUCAGGCGCUCAGCUACUUCCAUGAUGUCAACCAGCAGCCUCUGAUGGAGACACGAUCCAACCGCAUCCGCUCCGUCCGCCCGCAGACCGCCGUCUUCAGGGGGAUGAUCGGCCACAGCAUGGUGAACAGCAAGAUCCUGCUGCUGCAGCGUCCCAAGGUGUGGUGGGAGCUGGAGGGUCCUCAGGUGCCGCUCAGGCCGGACUGCUUGGCCAUCGUCAACAACUUUGCCUUCCUGCUGGGCGGAGAGGAGCUGGGGCCCGACGGAGAGUUUCACGCCUCAUCCAAAGUUUACCGCUACGACCCUCGGCAGAACUCGUGGCUGCGCAUGGCUGACAUGUCUGUUCCCAGGUCAGAGUUCGCCGUGGGAGUCAUCGGAAAGUUCAUUUACGCUGUGGCAGGUCGCACCCGUGACGAGACGUUCUACUCGACGGAGCGCUACGACAUCACAGAAGACCGCUGGGAGUUUGUGGAUCCGUAUCCUGUUAAUAAAUACGGCCAUGAGGGAACCGUCCUAAACGGCAAACUGUACAUCACAGGUGGCAUCACGUCCUCCUCCACCUCCAAACAGGUGUGUGUGUUCGAUCCGGGCCGGGAGGCAGGUGGCGGCGGCGGUGGAGGAGGAUGUGGUGGUGCUGGUGGCUCGGACUCUCACAGGACGCGCGCGGCCCGUGGCUCGCUGCUGCCCGGCACCCACGCCAGCUGCUGGGAGAACAAAUCCAAAAUGAACUACGCACGCUGCUUCCACAAGAUGAUCUCCCACAACGGGAAGCUGUACGUGUUCGGAGGGGUGUGUGUAAUCCUGCGAGCGUCCUUCGAGUCACAGGGCUGCCCGUCCACCGAGGUCUACGACCCGGAGACGGACGAGUGGACCAUCCUGGCCUCCAUGCCCAUCGGGCGCAGCGGCCAUGGGGUGGCGGUGUUGGACAGGCAGAUCAUGGUGCUGGGCGGCCUCUGCUACAACGGCCACUACAGUGACUCCAUCCUCACCUUCGACCCCGAUGAAAACAAGUGGAAGGAGGACGAGUAUCCCAGGAUGCCUUGCAAACUGGACGGUCUGCAGGUUUGCAGCCUACACUUUCCAGAGUACGUGCUGGAGCACGUCAGACGCUGCAGCUGAGGUCUGCUCCCCCGCCGCGGCUCGUUUUAUACAGACUGUUCCAGAACCGAGGCGUCCCACCGGGUGGGCAUGCCCUGAUCUUUUAAACCAGAGACCAGCACUUUCCGUAGGGUGAGGAAAGGGGCUGCGGCCGCAGAGUCGUUCCUCCUUACCAAUGAAGGCAGCCGACCUGCGCUUUUACCAGGCCUCCCAUUUAACCAGUCAGUUGAACAUUUUCACAACCACCAAUUUCUCAGAAGGUUAAAGGAAAAAAAUGAUGUCAGGGCGGAUACAAAAAAAAAAACAGGUUUCAUUCUGCUGGUUUGUGUUACGGACUGCGUCUAUAAUCACCAGUAAUUCUGUUUAGGCCCGGUCAGGCUUGCUGCAGAAACGCACUGGAAGCGGCCGAGUCCAGCAAAUUCACAAGUCACAGAAAUCUCUGCUCGCUUCCAGAGGCUCGUACACCAAGAUAUUUCUUUAAAUAGAUUAGCAGAAAUAUUACCACUACUUUAAAUCCCUACAAAAUUAAUAUCAAUAAGUAUAGCACUAUAUUCGGUAGUGUAGCUGAUUGUAUAAUCCGUCUCCAAAUAUAAAGAAGCAGUCGGUAGGAAACUAUUUAAGGCGUACAACAGAUGAUGCAUCGGAUCCUGCUGAUGCCGUGGUCUGCCACCAGCUUUAAACUCAUUACGGUUCCCUUUUUUUUUUUGCUUCCAGUGCGUUCCAGCUUUUAGUCCCAGUUCUGCUCUUUGAUUCCAGAUAUCCAGCGUACUGUGCUCAUGGUCAUAUAUAACACUGCAUCACGUGUCUUUCUACGCUCCCCUGCUGCCUUCUGUGAAACGGCUUGAAAGUGUGUGUGUGUGUGUGGGAGGGAUCCAUUAUAUGAUAGAUAAUACACAGGUUAGGGGCUGAGCUGCUGUACGUUUGAUUUUGUUUACAUUCCCAGCACUUUAUUGGUUCAUAAUGUGAGUGUAAAUAGUGUAGCUGCACUGUAUCGCUGGAGGAAUUUCACUGCGUCUAGAAUUACUCUCUGAGUUUAAAUGAAGGAAAAAUGUUCCCUGGUUGAAAUAAGAUGUGGGAUUUUUGGGCAUUUCAAUAAAUCUGGACCUCAUUCAAGAACAUUUUCUAUUAGAAGAAACUCAACAUUUAUUCUCCACCUGACUGAAAUUGUUUUGUGUUUUCACUGCUGGGAUAAAUUAUAAGGGCAUUUUUUGAAAUGUUCUUUUCCAUUGGUUUAACCUAAGGUUUUUCAAAAUAUCAACAAAAUAAUCCGUUAAUGUCUAACCAUUAUAAUGUUAGAUGAAUGACCAUUUAAAAUCUGCUUGAUACAUUUUUACACUUUGUGAUAGAAGCAUAACUGUCCACUCAAAAUUUAAACCAUUGCUUUCUGUCUGCAAAAAAAAAAUAGCUCAUCUACUUUGAUUAGUUUUCCAAUUGCUUUAUUAAAGUAUUCCUAAUUAUAUUUUGAAGACCAAAAUAUCUACCAUUUACAAAACAUUUUACUAACAAAGCAUAUAAGUGAAUUCAUUGCAAAAAUGUGUAAGUUGGUGAAUAUAACCUGGCUUUAGCUAAUGCUAGCCACAGCUAAUUCAUCAAUUGGUUCAGACUUGAUUUGCCUUUAAUUAAAUGAAUAUACCUAAUUCUUUAGUUGACUAUAUAAAAUAACCGGGAAAAUAACCAGCAUAAUUUAAUGUUUUAUCAUUUUAGUUAGCAUAGCAUAAAUUGAAACAAAAUAUGCCAAAGUUAGCAUUAGCAGCUGGUCCCUGCAGCUAUCUUAUAUCGAUUCAGCUUUAAACGUUUAUUCGUUUUUUUGCUUUUUUUUUUUUUGCA